AUGCUUGCCCAUGAUGUUUCGUGUUCAGCCAACUUUGUAUUAGUUAUUGAAAAGGAUGCAACAUUUCAGAAAAUUAUGCUAAGCGAUUUCUACGGCGAUUUCCAACCAUGCCUUCUCAUAACGUCGAAGGGCUACCCAGAUCUUGCAAUGCGCUCUUUCCUUUCUAAACUCUGUCAAAAAUACCCUAAAUUACCAAUGUACGCAUUAGUUGACGCCGACCCACAUGGUAAGAAUUCAUUUGAUAUCCUGAAGUCUAGGUAUCGGCAUAUACUUGACCUACAAAUAUGGAUCAAAAGUAACCUAUUUGUUUCAAUAAAUAGCAAUUUUAUAGAAUCCAUCUCUUCAAGCUGCUUCUGGAGCUGCAAUAUGUGUCCCUAA
This is a messenger RNA of Rodentolepis nana, 378 nucleotides long. The record is from the annotation of a GenBank genome assembly. Lineage: Eukaryota; Metazoa; Platyhelminthes; Cestoda; Cyclophyllidea; Hymenolepididae.